AUGAUUAGAGGCGAUUGGCGUUCCGGAACCGGCGAAGUAAAGCGGCACGAGCGCAGCGAUUACGCCGCGAUCCCGCAUUGCAGUGACCUUGCUGUGCAGGGUACUCUUGACGAGAAAAAUUACAGGAAUAUUUUCUUUUUCUACGUUGUCAGCCCUUUAGCCGACGAGAUGGACGUGCAAGUCUUCACAAUCAACAAUGACCUUUGCCGUGAACGCUACGAGAUGCUCGACGACCCUUGGUACGUCGUGACCGAGAACAUGAUCUGUGUUGGAAUCCUGGAUGUGGGAGGCCGCGACGCCUGCCAGGGAGACUCCGGUGGCCCUCUCUACUUCCAGAACAUUCUCAUCGGAGUAAUAUCCUGGGGACAUCUCUGCGCUAACAAGACCUUCCCUGGAGUCAGCGUUGCUGUAUCAUCAUACAUAAACUGGAUCGUAGAAACCGCAGUUUUGUAA
Ostrinia furnacalis (Asian corn borer) is the source of this 453-nucleotide messenger RNA. RefSeq names its product trypsin, alkaline A-like. NCBI's taxonomy places the organism in Eukaryota, Metazoa, Arthropoda, Insecta, Lepidoptera, Crambidae. The record is from RefSeq and is a predicted model, not a curated record. Bases 1 to 453 code for a protein of 150 amino acids. The transcript has 2 exons. Gene Ontology annotation, molecular function: serine-type endopeptidase activity. Gene Ontology annotation, biological process: proteolysis.